GAGAACAACUAAUUCUAAAGGAGGUGGCCUCUGAGCCCUUUCUCCAUUUCUCAUGUCAUAAAAACUCCCCCGACAAGUUGAAACAGAAAAGACGGCACGAUGAACCGCAUCGACGCCUCAGAUCACUAUACAGAACCCGUCUCUAGCGUCAGCCAAAUACCCUCGCUCCUUACCAUCGUGGUCGAUACCAACCCGCGCGCUUGGGCCGCCCUCGCCGACCUCCUCCCCAUCUCCAAGGCCCUAGCUAACUUGCUCGUCUUCGUUAACGCUCAUCUUGCUUUUGGCAACGACAACCAUGUCGCUAUACUCGCCGCGCACCCCAACCGCGCCGUCUGGCUCUACCCCAAGUCCCCCAACCCCGAUUUCCGAGCCGCAUCUUCGCGCUCUAACGGUGAUGUCGAGAUGACCGACGUCGACGGACAAGACGGUGCUUCGGCAGCAACAGAACUAGGCGGCUCUGCCAAUAAGUUCCCCUUGUUCGCCCAAAUCGAAUCCUCUAUCCUGACCUCCUUGCACUCCCUCAUCGACAGCACUGCACCCUCGGACCUUAACCCCACGACCCUGGUAUCAGGAGCCCUCACGUUAGCACUAUCCUACAUCCACAAGAUGUCGCACGCUCUAGAGCCGACCAAGACGUCCUCGGACCCUGCGAACCCGACGCCAACAGCGACUAGCUCCUCGCCUACCGAGUCUGCCGUCGCGACGUUACACUCGCGCAUUCUAGUCUUGUCUGUCUCGGACUCGGAGCCUGCGCAGUACAUUCCCACCAUGAAUGCCGUCUUCGCAGCCUCUCACGCGCGCAUCCCAGUGGACACCUUAUCUCUAUACGGAACGCCGACAUUCCUGCAACAAGCAGCCUUUAUAACAGGAGGCACUUUUCUUUCUGCAGCCUCGAACCCGCGCGGCCUGCUCUCGUAUUUGAUGUUCGGGUUCCUCGCCGACGCCGAAGCACGACGGUCUCUCGUGACUCCCACCCAAGACUCGGUGGACUUCCGCGCGGCUUGUUUCUGCCACCGCAACGUCGUCGACACAGGUUUCGUCUGCAGCAUCUGCCUUAGUAUCUUUUGCUCUGUGCCCGACAACGCCGAAUGCCUGACCUGUGGUACUAAAUUGGCCCUCGGCAGUUACGGCGCCAAACCUGCCGUCGCCCCUCGUAAAAAGAAGAAGAAGAAAGUACGUGCUAACGGCGCUGGGGCCAGAGAGGACACGGGUAGUGCUACGGGGACGCCUGCCCCUACGUAGUUGAGGGGCAAGCGUAUGAAUCUUGUCUAUCAUACUACCGCUCAAAUCAUAUUACGCGGAAGCGGUCUAGUUGUAUCAUAAUGGGUUGGAGUUUGCGUACGCAGAG
Daldinia vernicosa is the source of this 1348-nucleotide messenger RNA. RefSeq names its product transcription factor Tfb4. Lineage: Eukaryota; Fungi; Ascomycota; Sordariomycetes; Xylariales; Hypoxylaceae. The transcript has a single exon. Gene Ontology annotation, biological process: nucleotide-excision repair; regulation of DNA-templated transcription. Gene Ontology annotation, cellular component: transcription factor TFIIH holo complex; transcription factor TFIIH core complex. Bases 100 to 1242 code for a protein of 380 amino acids. The record is from RefSeq and is a predicted model, not a curated record.